This is a messenger RNA of Blepharisma stoltei, 3135 nucleotides long. The record is from the annotation of a GenBank genome assembly. NCBI's taxonomy places the organism in Eukaryota, Ciliophora, Heterotrichea, Heterotrichida, Blepharismidae.
AUGGGUGAUUUUCCUUAUAGCGAGUACACAUCCGGCUGAACAAACUCCAAGCCUACAUACCAAUUUGCAAAGCCUUCAUCCUCCAAAGAAAAAAAGCCUCCAAAAGAGCAGCCAAGAAUUUCCCCGGGGAAGAGUUUAACUUUUGAAAACACCCAAGCAACUUUAAAAGACCUUUGUUCUGAAGAUAAAGCAAAAGUUGGAGAGCUCGUUAAACGUCUAGCCUUACUCCCCUCCUUUUAAAUUGGACAUUAAUUUUUUUUUAAAAAUUAAAAAAAAUAUAUAAAUUGAACCCAAUAUUUUUAAUUUUAAUUUAUUUUUAUAAAGAAUUAAUUCAAAAAUUAUCGAUUCAGCGUGAAAACUGUUUAAUAAUAUUUUACUUGAAUUCUCCAUUAAAUUAGGUCAAAACUAAUUUUUAAAAUUUAUUAUAAAUUUUCCUAUACCAAAAAAAUUUUUGUUACAAUUUAAAAGGAGGGUUUAAGUGCUCAAAAAAUGGGAAUUUUACCUAUGUUUAAUCCAAUUUAAAGGGGGAAGUUAGAAAAAAGCAAACGAGAAGAACUCGAGAAAAAAGCGAUGAAAGAAAUCAAAGACAAAGAAAAAGAAAUUAAAAAAGUCAGAAAAGCCAACCAAAAAAUCCAAGAAGAAGCUGAAGAGGUAGGAAAGCAGCUUGCAAAAGCUAGAGAAUUGAUUAAUUCCUGCCAAAUGAUAAGCACUCCUCAGCCUAUUGCUACACCAGUUAACCUCCAGCAGUCUUUACAAAGCUGAAAUCCUGCAUAUCAAAAUGCAGAUUUUCCUGAAGCCCAAAGGGUCAAUCCUCAGCAUUCCUUGCAGAGCUGGAGAAAUAAAAUGGUAAGGUUGACUGAAAUUGGACUCCUACCCACUUCCUAUAAAGCAGGUAGGACUUUCCCGAUGAAGCUAAAACGAGUACCUCUGUCAUUUUUGAAGCAGGACUUCGGGUCAGGGAUACCUUCCAAAGUUUUUCCUUUUCCCACUUAGGAUAGACAUUUUUGUCUAUCACAUAGUCUCUCUUUCAUCGGAAUUAUUGGGGUACCUUCCAUCUGAUCAGCCUUCCAUUUUCUUCAUUUGAACUCCAAAGUCUAUUGAGACUGGAUUUUUUGAGCCAAGACGAGAUAAAGUAAAGGCUCGCUUAUGGCCAGUUUAAUCUUAAAACUUUAUCUUUGCAGAGCUGGAAUCCUUCAUUUCCAUCUGCAGAACUCCCAACCCACCCUCAAGAGAUAAUUUGCAGUCCUUUGAAUUUUACUCCCUCAUAUGCAGGGACUCCUAUUCCAGAUUUCGGUUCUGCAAAUAUCCAAACCGAAACUUUUACCCCAGACCGUCUAGUCCCCAGAAUGCUAUUUACCCAAACAACAGAAACCCAAACUCCUAUAAGAGAAACAGCCACUUCUCCUAUUGAAGAAGGCUCAAACCAUUCACGAUGCACAAGCAUUUGUACACAAACAGUUUGUGAUAAAGAAAUCCAAGCUGAUUUUGAAGAGGUUGAGUCUAUGAAAAGUGUUGACAUUCAGGCUGACAGCAUAUGCUUAUUUAUAAGAAAUAUUAUUUAAUACAAAUAAUUAGCUGAAAAAUAAAUAUAAUAUAAAAAUUGUAUACAUGAGGAAAACCCUAUUGUGGUCAUCAAUAAGCCUGCAUUUGAAAAUAGAGCCAGGGAAAAUUAUGGAAAAGCAAGCCAGUUUACUCAAAACUCAUAUGAGUCGGAAUAUGAGCCUGAAGCAGCUAAAAGUAUUAUGUUUGAGCCUACAUUAAAGCAAUCUCAUGUAGUAAACAAUAUGAAUUAUUUAAAACAAGACUUAUCAGCACUGACAGAAAGCUUGAAAUCUUUGAAAAAUUCAAGAAUGGGUCCUAUGAAAGCGUCUAUAAUGAAAUCCCCUCCACAGACUAAACAUGUUGCUUUUAGAGGUCCAGAGUCUAUUGAGCAAAGCACUCAUAACCCUUUAUUAUUUGAUUCUAUACAAUAUGAUAGUCGACUACAAAGCAUUCUUGAGAGAGCAGAAGCCAACUCACAAAGAGCUAAAAAAUUAAUAAAUCAGGAUUUUGAAGAAAUACCUCAGCCUAAGCAAGAAGAAAAACAAAUAUUUUCAAAGCAAUUCCAGCAGGUAUCUACCCCAAGCCAAAGUUUUCAAGUAAAAGAUCUGCAAAGUUCGAAAGCUGUCAAACAGAGCUGAGAUGAAAUGCCAAUUUUAGAAGAAGGGUUUUAUGACGAUACUUUAUUUCAGCUUGUCGACGACUUAGAGAAGAUGGAAUCAUGCAAAAAUUCAGCCUCAAGUUCUUUUAUUGAUAAAAAUUAUGAUAAAAAGAUUAGCUAUGAAAUUUUACCUGAAUACAUUAAAAUGGUGUGGAGAGCCAACCCACCCUCUUAAUGCCUGUAGCUGACACCCCAGGAUGACAAGACCUUGAGGAAGGGAGAUGGUGUUUUCGGCCAGGCUUUACUUGGUUUGGUGGUGCGCAAUGUAGGGUUAGCCUACCAAAGCUUUAAUCCAAUUCAAAUUUUUGUCUCAGAGGGGAAUAGAGCGAGAACUGAAAAGGGUCUCCUAGGAAUCCCAUUUUUUUUCCUCCCCAACCUAGGAGUUACACCUGGGCUUCAGAUUUCCACUUUGGCUGAGAGUCGAUGAGAAAAUUCGACAUUUUUGAUUUUGCAUGGUGGCCAGCCUUUGUUGACGAACGGCAUGGUGGCAUAAAUCAUCAAUCAUCGGUAGCAUGUGCAGCCCUUUCCGCCGGACAAACCUUUUUAAAGUUUAUGCACAAACUGGUGAGCAACUGAAGGGGAGUUAUGGAGGAGAUAGUCCUUUGGGAGCUUCCCUAAAGUAAUAUAACAAUAACAAUAACGAAAUUUCGCCUGAAAAACCAAAAACUGCAACUUAUAUUAAAAAAGCACAAAUAAAAGAAAAUAUAGAAAAACCUAAGCCAAAAGCAGCAAAUAAAAUGACAAUCAAAGAAAUUUCGCCAGAAAAACCAAAAUCUAACUAUGACAAAAACUUGAUUAAUAUAAUUGACAAUUUUGAGUCUGAAGAUUUUGCAAGCUCUUUAGCUUCUUCCAAGCGCUCUAACUACACUGAAGAAGACAGUUUUGAAGCUUUAAGAAACCGCGCUUAUAAGUUGCGAGAAACUUUUAAAUAUUAA